AGUUCCCAGGCUGUAUUGUUUGGACCUUGAAUGGUUUCCACCUCUUUGCUGAUUUUUGGAUAAUAAUAAUCAAAGAUUAAAAUAUUCCCCUAAUCUCCGCAUUUUCUUCUUCUUCUCGACUCUGCUUGUUUAAUCCACUAAGAAUUUUGAAUUUCUUACCUUCCCAAGUUUUCUCUCUCCGAUAGGAAGAUCAGCGAAAGCGUUAAACCCCGAUUAGAAAUUCCGGCAAAGUAUACCUGUCCAGGGUUUUCCCCGAUUUCAGUUUGAUCUGUGCCCGGAAUCCCUGUGUUUCGCUUUCUCAUUGCGCAUACGAUUCUUCUUUCGCCUUGAAGGUUUAGAUGCUUUUGAAUCGUUAAAUUGGUCUCGGAUUUUGGGUUUUCUCUCCUGUUGUUUCUGCUCCGCUUUAAGCAUCAUUUCGUUCUCCACCAGCCUCACCUCCUGGGGCAAUCAAUUAGCUAUUUUCCAGAUCUUUCUUUGCUAUUGUACAGAAUGGCGGAUUUGCUACCCAUUUACCUCAUUAUCGUGGCUUUUCUAUGCACUGUCGGAGCCAUUGCUUUGGCCUUAUUCCAUAUCUACAAGCACCUCUUGAAUUAUACUGAACCCAUUUAUCAGAGAUAUAUUGUGCGCAUAGUCUUCAUGGUCCCGGUCUAUGCGUUGAUGUCAUUCUUGUCUCUCGUCUUGCCCAAAAGCUCCAUUUACUUUAACUCUAUCCGAGAAGUUUAUGAAGCGUGGGUGAUUUAUAAUUUUCUAUCGCUGUGUUUAGCAUGGGUUGGAGGCCCAGGUUCGGUAGUUAUAAGUUUAACUGGCCGCUCUCUGAAGCCAUCAUGGCAUCUCAUGACAUGUUGCUUUCCACCACUACCAUUAGACGGGCGUUUUAUUCGGCGGUGCAAGCAAGGUUGUCUACAAUUUGUAAUUCUAAAGCCAAUCCUAGUUGCUGUCACACUUGUGCUUUAUGCAAAAGGGAAAUACAAGGAUGGAAAUUUUAGCCCUGAUCAAUCCUAUCUCUAUCUUACCAUCAUCUAUACAAUAUCAUACACUGUGGCUUUGUACGCGCUGGUCCUUUUUUAUGUGGCUUGCAGAGAUCUGCUUCAGCCAUUCAAUCCAGUCCCAAAGUUUGUGAUUAUAAAGUCUGUUGUCUUUCUAACCUAUUGGCAGGGUGUUCUGGUUUUCCUUUUUGCUAAAUCUGGAUUUAUAAAGGGUGAAGAAGAAGCAGCUCUCUUUCAAAAUUUUAUAAUCUGUGUGGAGAUGCUUAUUGCUGCAGCUGCCCAUUUCUAUGCUUUUCCAUACAAGGAAUAUGCAGGUGCUAAUGUCGGAGGAGCUCACAGUUUCUCAGGAAGUCUGGCACAUGCUGUUCAACUAAAUGAUUUCUACCAUGAUACUGUUCACCAGUUUGCCCCUGCGUAUCACGAUUAUGUGCUCUAUAAUCAUAAUGACGGUGGUGAGGAAGGGGCAAGGAAGUACCGAGUGCGAACAUUUGUGCCAACUGGUCAGGAAAUGGAUGCUGUUAGAAAGAACAAACACAUGUUUGGAAACAAGAUAGAUGGUGUUUCACCCUCCAGUCACUCGUCCUCGGGAACAAGCACACCGAAAACUUCCGGUGUAACUACUGAUCCAGCACGCCGUGAGACUAUGAAAUCAUCCUUGUUGGUGGAUGCCUCGGACUCGGCUUCCACAAUGUAUGACAUGUCGCUCAUUGACAUCGAUAUAUCGAGCUACCCAAGUAAAGUACCUUCUGCAAAUGUAAAUGCAGGAGGAUCUAGAUAGUGAGGACGAUCAGGGCCGUGCCCAUGUUAUGAGAAAAGAAACACUCACGGCCUUUGUGAAUAUAAUUUUUUUUAUAUAUAUAUUUUGGAAUUGAAAAUUAGUUAUACUGAUAAACUUAUUCUAAACUAUUAGACCAAUCU
Molecule: messenger RNA, 1904 nt
Organism: Eutrema salsugineum
Lineage: Eukaryota; Viridiplantae; Streptophyta; Magnoliopsida; Brassicales; Brassicaceae
Product: transmembrane protein 184A
Exons: 8
Coding region: 490-1764 (424 amino acids)
Biological process (GO): transport
Molecular function (GO): transporter activity
Source: RefSeq, a predicted model, not a curated record